Molecule: messenger RNA, 1623 nt
Organism: Lichtheimia ornata
Lineage: Eukaryota; Fungi; Mucoromycota; Mucoromycetes; Mucorales; Lichtheimiaceae
Exons: 10
Coding region: 1-1623 (540 amino acids)
Molecular function (GO): iron ion binding; heme binding; monooxygenase activity
Source: RefSeq, a predicted model, not a curated record
AUGAACAUACAGCAUUCAGUGGUCGGCUUUUACGAGUCAUACGUUGCUCCUUGGUGGACAAGCAGUAAAUUCAAUGACGUGUAUCACAUCCUGACACGGCACAAAAAGGUAUCAAUCUCAGCUGCUGCUGCACUCGUGGGCCUGUGUUUCCUUUACGACCGCGCUUUUCGACCACCACGCAAUCUUCGCCACAUUCCUCAUGUCGCAUUCCCAACCUAUGUAUUGGCUGUCAUGAGAGGAAUGCAGCCCAAGGACACAGCUCGCUCCAUCACAAUGCCGGCUGCUGCACGAUCGCUACAUGGCUUGUAUUUGCGCUUUGAUCACAAUGGAUGGGCUGUCCAUGUUACUCGCCCCGAUGCCAUCAAACGGGUGUUGCUCAAAACAGAUCUAUUCCUAAAGAUCGACACUGCCAAGAACUUUGAAAACACGUUGACAGGCAAGGUUGUUGCAGGUCCCAAUGUAGCCUUUUUGACCGGGGAUCGAUGGAAGGCACAACGGAAGAUUGCAAACCCUGCAUUCAACCGGUCGAUGCCAGUACAACUAUUUGGGCGUCUUUCUCAGAAAUUGAUACAUGUCAUGGAUCAAUCAAUCGACCAACCUAUUGAGAUCCUCCAUUUUGUGGAACGUUACACGCUUGAUUCAAUUGCCAUUGCUGGCCUAGAUUACGACUUUGAUGCUAUUGGCAACCCUGAUUCAGAAUGGAUGCAACGCUAUUUGCGUAUCACUCAAGCAAUCGAAGAUCUUCCUUUCCUUCUUUUUCCUAUUCUGGACAAUCCGCGAUUUGCAAGCCUUGUGCCUAGACGACGACGUGCCCACCAAGAUGUCGAUGCUUUUUUGGCGAUGAUUGAUGGAGUGAUUGAACGAAAACGUGCCUUGUUGAAGGAAUCUGGACGUGACUUAUCCACUAUACCGCAACGUGAAAAGGAUCUAUUGACUCUCCUCAUUGAAGCUGAGAGUGAUGAGAAUGGCUAUUUGACUAACGAAGAACUCAGGAGCAAUGCAGCUGCCUUUUUCAUUGCGGGUCAUGAAACCACGUCGUCGGCUUUAUCAUCGAUUAUGUACUAUCUCGCAGCUCACCAAGAUGUACAAGAGAAGGCAAGGCAGGAGGCCAUUCGUAUUUUGGGUGAUGAGCCAAAGGAUGAGAUGCCUACACUUGAACAGCUAAAGGACGUGACAUACAUCAACAUGGUUAUCAAAGAGGCACUACGAAUGAGCCCACCUGGAACCCAAAUAAUUGCCCGAGAAGCACAAGAAGACACCGAAUUGGCAGGAGUGUUCAUCCCAAAGGGAAGAUUAGUAGCUGUCGAUCUAUACGAGUUGCAGCAUAGUCCAGAUAUUUGGCGUGACCCUGAAGUAUUUGAUCCUGAGCGCUUUGCACGUGGCGGUGAAGCAGAGCAAAUGGCAGGCAAGGGCUUGACAUGGAUUCCAUUCUCGAACGGAGCUCAUCAGUGCAUAGGCAUGAACUUUAGUCUUGCUGAACAACGAGUGCUGCUUUUAAUGCUUUUACGUAAAUACAAGUGGUGCCUUCCAGACGACAGCAUGCAUAAGGAUGGAUUGGUUACAUAUGGCUUUGGCAUCAUUCUUCCCAAGGACCUGAAGCUGUCAUUUGAGAAACGAUAUUAG